UCAAGUUUUGUACUUCACAACAGUUUGAUAUGGUUUGACUUUUGGAUAUAUGUUGGAGUCGUCUUCCUCUUCCUUUUCACGGCAACUGGAAGAAUUUGAUGGCGGUAUGCAAGCAUAGAGAGCAUUCAGAGAAGGACGUCUACAAAGAAUUAAAAGGAUUUCAAAAAGAUGAGGUUUAAAGCGAAGCUUGUGGAUAUAUCGUCCAUUCAUAAAUUUACAAGUGUAGUUUCAACUGUCUCUCAUAUGGCAAAGAUGUGUGCCUUGAGGUUGUCUCCAAGCACACUUUAUUUUAUCAUGAAUGACACAGCUGCAGAAGGUGGUGCUACAGUUUGGUGUGAAGUGAAUCAGAGCUCUUUGUUUGAGGAGUUUCGGAUUGAAGGAAUCGAAGGAAGUAAUGACAACAUAUAUUUGGAACUUUGUCCAGAAAAUCUUGUGAAAGCAAUGAGAUCUGCUGCAAAUGCACAAAUGGUGAAAAUUAAAUUGACAAACAAAGUCACUCCAUGUUUAACAUUUGAAAUCUCAUUGCCAUCAAUGGUCCGUUCACGAAAAUUGAUACAUGACACUCCAGUUACAGUUAUUAGACAAGCUGAAUGGGAUGAUUAUCAAGAACCACAACUUCAGCAAUAUGAUAUAAGCAUCUGUAUGCCGUCACUCAAGACAGUAAAGAAUAUUGUGGAUAAAAUGAAGCAAUUCAACAGUCAAAUUGUGAUUUCAGCAAACUCAAGAGGAUGUAUGACUUUGAAAGUUGCCACCGAUUUAGUGACAACGACAACAUACUUUAAGGGACUAGAAGUUGAAGAUUUGGAAGGAAACCAUUCGAAUGCAAGCAACUGCAGUAACACACCGAGAACGACGGAAGCAACGUUGGACAUCAAAAAGUUUUUGGCUUUUUUUCACGGUCAGAAUAUCAACCCAACUAAAGUAAUAUGUAACAUAUCUGAUCAAAGAACGGUUCACUUUCAUCUCACUCAGGAUGAUUUUUCCCUUGAAUAUUUAAUUCCUGCUAUUGUUACUGGAGAAAUUUAAUAUUCAAGAAGACAAGUCAAUAGAAGAUGCAUGGCGCGAACCGAAAAGAAAGGAAAUUUCUAAAAUGAAAAAAGAGAGAGAUUUGUGAUGAACUGUCAGACUUGUUGAAUUGAGAUAAAUGCUGAAAAAGUGAGAUCUUCAUCUGGCUUACUUGUUGAAGCAGAUAAAAUUAUUAAAAGGGACGAAUACACAGUUUAAAGAUUGCUUUGAAGUUUGAACAGCGUAUUUGUAAUGGUGAAGGACAACUGAUUAGCUAGUCAUUAAAAGAAAUGCUUUCAAAGCUUAUUACCACAACCAAGUUUUUGUUUUGUAACGAAUGCAUUUUUGAUAAGAACCUUCAAAGCUAUUUUAAAUAAAAGAAAAUGUUUCUUUGAAAAAAGCAUUAAAGGGAAAAAAUCGCAA
Molecule: messenger RNA, 1428 nt
Organism: Xenia sp. Carnegie-2017
Lineage: Eukaryota; Metazoa; Cnidaria; Anthozoa; Malacalcyonacea; Xeniidae
Product: checkpoint protein HUS1-like
Exons: 9
Coding region: 169-1026 (285 amino acids)
Biological process (GO): telomere maintenance; nucleotide-excision repair; double-strand break repair via homologous recombination
Cellular component (GO): site of double-strand break; nucleolus; checkpoint clamp complex
Source: RefSeq, a predicted model, not a curated record